Alligator mississippiensis (American alligator) is the source of this 5188-nucleotide messenger RNA. Its product is annotated as myosin-14-like. The record is from RefSeq and is a predicted model, not a curated record. Lineage: Eukaryota; Metazoa; Chordata; Crocodylia; Alligatoridae. The coding region runs from base 1650 to 2891 and encodes 413 amino acids. The transcript has a single exon.
AGAACCUUCCUAUCAUUUGCAAGUAUAUGCAAGCAAAAUUAUAGUAUUAAUUAUAGUUUUAGGUCAAGCUGUCGCAGGGCACCUUGGUGUCCUGCUCCUGGAAAGGAGAAACUGCCAGGGAGCAAGUGAGCGCGCCCUGGCCUGACAUAACGAGCCCAGCUGAGGCUUGCUCAGGUAAUGAGCGCAGCUGUGGGUUGCCGGAGCAACCAAGGGGAGCCAGCUGGCCAGAAGGGGCAGGGCCUGGCCCUUAUAAAGCCCAGGGCCGAAGCCAGGCUGGCAGUUCUCUGCCAGCAGCCUGGGAGGCAGGAGCUCUGGGAGUGAGGAUGUGGAAAGGAGAAGGACAUGCAAGUACAGCUCAUGAUAGCCCUGAGAGGAUGGGCACUAGAGUUUAGCCAGGGGGCUUUAGGUUUGUGUUACAGCCAGGAGGCUUGAGCUUGUUUGGCUUUGUUAUUACACCCGGAGGCUUGGGUGAGGCUGUAGGGGUUGGAGGAGGCCUCAACUAUAGGGACCCCAGAGAGUGUGGGGUGCCCUAGCGCCAAGAGGGCGCAUUAUUUGCAUAGCGCCAGGGAAGGUGCAGCUCGCACGCCAGUGCGUGAGCAACUGGCGGCGAGGAGCGCGGCCAGUGGGUCGCGGGUGCAACCAGUAGGUUGCAGACAGGGGACUGAGUCCCCGGAUUGCGUGCGGGGUACAUAGACCCCAGCCCCAGGGAGAGGGGUGAUCUGAUUGAGAAGCCCCGUGGGGGCACGGUGAGCCCCAAAGAGGGGGAGCGCCAUAGGAUAUGAUUGAGAAGCCCCGUGGGGGCGCGGCGAGCCCCAAAGAGGGGGAGUGCCAUACUGAGGAGCCCUAGAGAGAGAGGCAAUUACUGAGGAGCCCGAGAUGGGCAUAGCGAGCCCGGCCGCAGGCUAGUCCGGUAACACCCCUCAGACCGAGGCAGGGCGCUGCGGUUGCCCCGAGAAGACAGGGAGUAGCAGUGCGGUGAGCCGGGGUCAGAGAGGGUACCUGUGCAGUUGGCCGGAAGGGCCGGGGCCCACUAGGGAGUCCCUGAGCGGGACCCCACCAUCAGGAGAGUCCCAGUGAGAGGCUGGGUGCGAGAGAGAGAGAGCCCAGAGUGGGCUACACUUUAGAGGAGGCCCGGGAAGCGGGCGUACAGACCUAACAACGUCCAUUACAUCUGCGAGGCUUGGGGCGUGGUAUUAGGGGCUGGUAGGAGCCACGCACAGCCCAUAAGGCUGGGGUGCUUGAGUAGCACCCAUCGUACGGGGCUGCCCACGAGGGGUCCAGGAGCUUACAUGCCCGAGGAAACACAAGGCAGCCUCCCUAUUACAUAUUCCAGCAAGACGUGGCGGGCGAGAAUGGAGGGUGCCCUCGGGCCGAAGUAGCACGGUGAGAGGGCCUCAAGGAGAUCACGGCCCUCCGCGAGGACCCCGCCGUGACAUCUGGUGCAUUGGCCGGGAAACAGCCGUGCACGGGGGAAGAACCCGUGUCCCUGACAAGGGAAACGAACCUUAGGGCUAGGUCUGGAUACACGGAAAGACAGGGCAGUGAGAUUGAGGGGCUCGGGAAGGCGAGCCCAGAUCAAAGGAGACACUGCCAGUUUAGAAACCGAGAGAUUGAGGACGUUGGGUCGGGUUUAAGCGGAGAACAGAGUCAUGGCAGGUAUAGAGGACAUGGAGAGCCUGAAACAAGAGAAUUUCACCUGGCUAUUAAAAGUGAGUGAGCUAGAAGAAGAUAUUGCGUGGCUAGAGUGGGAGCUGGAGGUAGCCCAAUCCCAGAAGGAGCAGGCGAAGGCAAAGGCCGCUGGAUUGGAACAGUGGGUACAAGCAGGGAGAAAGGAAGGAGGUCCUAAAGGAAUUAGGCGCCUGAUUGCAGUAGAGGCAGAAAGGACUCGAGCACUAGAGCGGCUCAUGGCAGAAGAAGCCAAGAGGAGCAGACGGAGAGAAGAGAAUCUGGAAGACAUGCAGAGGGAAAUGUCAGCAUGGAGGGCAAGAUACGAUGCGCUCCAGGAACGAAACCUAUUUCUGGAAAAGGAGUUAGAGACUGGGGAGAGAGAGAACGAGGACUUACAGUCCCAAUUGCGAAGCGUGGAGGGGGAAAAAGGACACCUGGAAGAACAGGUACGGUCCCUUGAAACCCACCUAGAAGCCAGCUCAGCUAGAGAGGCAACAAUUAACGCAGAAAGAAAGCAGUUGCAGCUGCAAAGGCUGACCCUAAGGCGGCAGAUUCGGGCCUUAGAGGCCGCAAAUAAAACAUUACGAGCAGGAGGUAGUCAGAUGGCUACAAAAGGCCAAGACUCUAGGGAGUUGGAGGGUCCAGAGGUGACAAGUACAGCAACCCAAACAGGGACAGUGCAGGAGGACCUGGAAGGCUGGCAAGAGCGUUGCUUACAAGCAGAAUACCAGGUCGAAGAACUGCGAGAAAAGCUAAUAGGUAGCUAUGCCCAGGCAGAAGAAGCGGGGAAAGCGAUAACAAAGGAAAUAGAGAAAGUAAGAGAAUAUAUGGCCAACCAUGAGGCUUUAGAAGAACAGAAGCAGUCCCUGGAGACAGAGGUAAAAGCCAGAACACAGGAGUGUGCACAGUUGCAGGCCCGGUGGCAAAGGGCGGAGGAGGAAAGGGACCAAUGUAGAAAAGAGAUACAAUCCCUGAAGGACUUGCUAAGAGAAAGUACGGCUGGUGAGACAGCCGCACUGCAGGAGAGUGGCCAGCGACUAAUACAGGCUGCCCAGGCACAGAGGGAACAGCUAAGUGUGAUAGCUAAGCAAUUGGAGGAGCAUGUGUCCUGGGUUAAUGCUGUGUGCCAGGGACAGUGGCAAGAACUGGGAACCUUGAGAGGGACCCUGAUAGAGGCCGGAGAAUGGAUGGAGAGAGCCCAUGCCAUAUGUGAACCCAGGUGAACCCAGAAAUCCAGGAGAAUAUGGAGAUGGGAAGCCCCAAGGAGGAGAAGGGAGUAGAGGGGCAAGAGAAGGAGACAAUGACAACAGAACCUCCCGAAAUAGAAGAGAGUGUUCCGACGAUUGUCAUACGUCUCGAGCGAGAAUGGAAGCGCUGGACCAAGCAGUAUGCCAUAGAGCUGAAUAGCUUGAGAGAAAGAGUGGAAGAACUCUCCAGAAGGAGUGCUGUGGAGGUAACCCCCACGCCAAGUCCCGUACACCCGAAAGGGGUAAAGGGAGAGAAGGUAGUAGCGGUGCAAGACAGUGAGGAGGUCUGAGGCAGUGACAUAAACGGUGAGCCAGGCUGCCCUCACCGCACUAAAAAGGGAGAACAGUUAGGGCAGGAAGAAAGACCUAGACUGAAAGCCAAAGCCCCAAGGAACUUAAGGGGGGAGGAGAGAGAGGUGACAAACUCCACCUUAAGGACAAGACGUCUGGGCUUGCGCAACAGCGGAGAGCAGACCGAGUGCAGGCCACAGGCCCUGCUAAGGAGGCUAGUAGGCCUUUAACAACAAGGGUAACUUGAUCAGAGGGAGAGCAAAAGGGAAGAAAGAGGCCCUAUGUAUAUGUUAACUAUCUCCCAGGACGAAUUAAAUGGAGAACCCUGAGGAGAAUAGUGGAGGCUAGAGUUGGAGGAGUAGCCUUCGUAAAGAUGUAUACAGGACCGGAUGGGAGAUCCGCUGGUCAAGGAAAGAUAGAGUUCUGGGAAGAGAAAAGUGUCCAGCGAGCACUUAAAUUGCAGUGGGAGCUUUGGGGAAAGCUCAAAGACUGGCAGGAGACCAAGAGGACCUCAGAAAGGAGAGGUGCUAUAGGGAACACAGAGGAGGAGCCUUAAGGCCGAGAUGGAGAAGAGGAGACCAGAUGGCCCAAACAAGGGAAAACUGCCCCGCCAGGAAGAGUGUGGAGGCGGCAAAGGCGGAGAGGACAGCGGCCUAGUUUGCAUCCUACCAGGGAGAAGCUAGUGUGGGGGGACUACCUUUGGCAGGGUAAAUCCUGGGAAAUCCCACGCAGUGCACCCUGGGGAAAAGGUGAGCAGGGGGCGCCUUAAAACCUCUGCCACUUAUGCAGAAAGCACCGGGUGCUAGAAGAAAGGCCAGGAAGAGCCGCCGAGUCCAAUGGAAGUUAAAGUGAAUGAAGAUCUUCCUCGGUGAGUUCAAUCUUGGGGGGGGGAGGUGUGUCGCAGGGCACCUCGGUGCCCUGCUCCUGGAAAGGAGAAACUGCCAGGGAGCGAGUGAGCGCGCCCUGGCCUGACAUAACGAGCCCAGCUGAGGCUUGCUCAGGUAAUGAGCGCAGCUGUGGGUUGCCGGAGCAACCAAGGGGAGCCAGCUGGCCAGAAGGGGGCAGGGCCUGGCCCUUAUAAAGCCCAGGGCCGAAGCCAGGCUGGCAGUUCUCUGCCAGCAGCCUGGGAGGCAGGAGCUCUGGGAGCGAGGAUGUGGAAAGGAGCAGGAUGUGCAAGUACAGCUCAUGAUAGCCCUGAGAGGAUGGGCACUAGAGUUUAGCCAGGGGGCUUUAGGUUUGUGUUACAGCCAGGAGGCUUGAGCUUGUUUGGCUUUGUUAUUACACCCGGAGGCUUGGGUGAGGCUGUAGGGGUUGGAGGAGGCCUCAACUAUAGGGACCCCAGAGAGUGUGGGGUGCCCUAGCGCCAAGAGGGCGCAUUAUUUGCAUAGCGCCAGGGAAGGCGCAGCUCGCACGCCAGUGCGUGAGCAACUGGCGGUGAGGAGCGCGGCCAGUGGGUUGCGGGCGCAACCGGUAGGUUGCAGACGGGGGACUGAGUCCCCGGAUUGCGUGCGGGGUACAUAGACCCCAGCCCCAGGGAGAGGGGCGAUCUGAUUGAGAAGCCUCGUGGGGGCACAGCGAGCCCUGAAGAGGGGGAGCGCCAUAGGAUAUGAUUGAGAAGCCCCAUGGGAGCACGGCGAGCCCCAAAGAGGGGGAGCGCCAUUGUAUAUGAUUGAGAAGCCCCAUGGGGGCGCGGCGAGCCCCAAAGAAGGGGAGCACCAUUGUAUAUGAUUGAGAAGCCCCGUGGGGGCGCGGCGAGCCGAGCCCCAAAGAGGGGGAGCACCAUAGGAUAUGAUUGAGAAGCCCGGUGGGGACGCGGCGAGCCCCAAAGAGGGGGAGCGCCAUACUGAGGAGCCCUAGAGAGAGGGGCAAUUACUGAGGAGCCCGAGACGGGCAUAGCGAGCCCGGCCGCAGGCUAGUGCGGUAACACCCCUCAGACCAAGGCAGGGCGCUGCGGUUGCCCCGAGAAGACAGGGAGUAGCAGU